UUGAUUUCCACCCUGAUCAUAAUGAAGGGUUCCACUUCCAUUUUAGUCCUCUUGUUCAUCUUCUUUUUUGUUACGAGUGUUCAUGCUUCAAAAACAAGUGAGACUAAGCUUUGAUCAGUGGCUAGUCAGAGCAGUAAUAGCAAUGAGAUAUUGACAUACAUCAUUCACUUGACCAAGCUUGAGGGCAAGACCUUACUUUGCUAUAAAGAGUUAGAGAGCUGGCACAAAUCUUUCCUUCCAAACAUGACAUUGGACUCCGGUGAACCCCGGCUAGUGUACUCCUAUUUCGAAGUGAUGACUGGCUUCGCAGCAAGAUUAACAACGGCUGAAGUUGAAGCCAUGUAACGCAUGGAUGGCUUCCUGUAUGCAGAGCUAGAUGUUCAAAGAGAACUCGAGACCACAUACACCCCUCAAUAUUUGGGGUUAAGUGAUACAUCAACUGGAAUAUGGUCAACAGAAUCCAACAUGGGAGAAGGCAUCAUCAUCGGAGUGAUAGACUUAGGUAUCCCACCUAACCACCCAUCAUUUUCUGAUGAUCAAAUGCCUGCAAAACCGGUCAGCUGGAAUGGCAUAUGUAACUUCACCAACUUCUCUUGCACCAAUAAGAUCAUUGGCAGUGCGGCAUUUGCAAAUAGGAUAAAAUGAAUAGUCCACCAGUGGACACAGGUGGACAUGGGACCCAUGUGGCGAGCAUAGCCGGCGGGAAUUUUGUGAAGAACGCCAUGAUUGUUGGCAAGUUCAAUUACACUACCUCUAGGAUGGCGCCCAGAGCUCACCUGGCCAUCUACAAGACAAACUUCACCCUUGUUGACAAUCUAAAAAGUUAUGAUCAGGCAAUGAUUGAUGGAGUGAAUAUCAUCAAUUACUCUAUAAGUGUCGAGCCAACUGAUAACUUCUACAAUGACGAAGCUGCCUUCUCUAGAUACAAGGCCACUGAGAAGGGUAUUUCUGUCUCCGUCUCCGCCGGUAAUAGGGGAAACCCAAAAUCUCUAAGUCAUUCCGCUCCUUGGCUUACAAUGGUCGGAGCAAGCUGGCCGGAUAGAAGGCUUGCUACGGCAGUUAGGCUUAGCAAUAGUGAUGAGUUCAUCUGAGAAACUGGGUUUUACCAGCCAACUCAAUUUAACUCUUCCAUCUUCCAUCCUAUUGUAUACCCUGGAGCCAACAACAAAAGGGAAACUUUAGGUUGCUGGAAUGGGUCUUUGAACAACAUUGAUGUGAAGGAUAAGACAGUGUUGGGCUGGGCUGGCAAUGAUAACAUCGGCAAAGGACGUGUGGUUCUUGCCGCCGGUGGCGCGGCCAUGAUUCUCAUGGGUCCAAUAAAGAAUACCCGAAACGACAAACAUGUUCUUCCAGUAUUGCAUGUCAACUCCAACGACGCCAACAAGAUUUUGAAUUAUUACAACUCGCCUGGAGGAUCACCACCCAAUGCCAGCAUCAUAUUCAAGGGGCAGGUGUCCGGUGGCCGCCCGGCUCUGACCAUCGCUCCUACUUCAUCCAGAGGUCCUAGUCAAACUAACGGUGGCAUUUUGAAGCCAAAUGUCAUUGCACCAGGCUACGAGAUCCUUGCAGCAUCCAUUGUCAAAGGCGGUCCCUUUAGUAAUUAUUUUAAAUUUGAUAGUAGCACUUCCAUGGCAUCACCCCAUGUAGCGGGAGUAAUGGCUUUGAUCAAGAAGAAACACCCGACAUGAUCUCAAGCUGCCAUCCAGUCAGCGAUAAUAACAACUGCUAAUGAUGUCAAUCUUGCUGGAAACAGGUUCGUUGACAUGAAAAAUUGGAAGCCGUCUAACAUCUUCGCUCGAGGUGCUGGACAUAUCAAUCCCCCAAAAGCCAUGGAUCCAGGUCUUGUUUAUGACCGAAACUUCAGUGACUACAUUGGCUACAUGUGUGGUCUAAAGUACAAUCCCACCCUCAUGCAACAUGUCACUGGGAGAAGAGUGAAUUGUGCCACAGUGAAGAACAUCACACCAUCUCAACUCAACUACCCUUCCAUCAUGGUAACUUUGAGCUCCAAGUCUUCGAAUGAGACUAUAAUGAGGACAGUGACCAAUGUUGGGAAAGCCAACGAAGUUUACACACCUAAAAUUGUUCAUCUGGCCAAUGCAAGUUUGAUCCUUUCUACAAAUAGACUCCAGUUCUCUGCUAUGGACCAGCAAUUAAGUUUUAAUGUCACCAUAACCAUUAUGCCACCAGCUCUUAUUAAGGGCACGAUAUCUGAAGGAAAACUAGAGUGGAUAUCCAUGUCAAAUAACCAUGUUGUCCGAAGCCCCAUUGCCAUUGUCUUUGAUUGAACCCUUUUGCCUUACGUUUAUGCAUCAUGCAUGGUUCCCUGAUCUUGAUGUUUGCUGCUAAGAUAAAAAUGCUUGUUUUCUUUUUAUGCAUGAUAUAUCUUACAUUGUAUUUGAGUAGUGGAUAAUUUAUGAAUAAAAGGGAACUAGCUUCGUAUGUUAAUUAUA
Messenger RNA from Dioscorea cayenensis subsp. rotundata (Guinea yam), 2453 nucleotides. Its product is annotated as subtilisin-like protease 3. The transcript has 2 exons. The coding region runs from base 1764 to 2288 and encodes 174 amino acids. NCBI's taxonomy places the organism in Eukaryota, Viridiplantae, Streptophyta, Magnoliopsida, Dioscoreales, Dioscoreaceae. Gene Ontology annotation, molecular function: serine-type endopeptidase activity. The record is from RefSeq and is a predicted model, not a curated record. Gene Ontology annotation, biological process: proteolysis.